AAGCAAGCCAAGAUCAAUGGGGGGUCGCCCCAGUCAAAAAUGGUAAGAAGGAGUAGCAUCAAUAACAUUCAUUGUAUGUACGCCUCCCAGCGAUCCACAGGCAUCUGUAGCAUGUUGUACCCGAGAGUUAUUUUGGCUGUGUCCGUUACACCAUGGACAAUAAUCUUAGUCGGAGUAAAAUUCCUUACCUUUCCACCCAAAGCUGAACAUAUCCGCACAGAUAUUCCAUUUUUUUUAUUGAGGAUCCAUUUUCGAACUGAACUACUCAUGCCUAGGCAAAACAAGCAAGGGAGUUCUUAAUAAGGAGCUCUAGCUACAGCUCCCUGCGGGAGGGUUCCCGUGCUUACUUUACUAAGGAGCAAGGCAGCUACGCAACACUUCCUUGCAACUCAUACCUACUAACAAACUGUUUACUCUUUUUAAGGAGUUAGCUGCAUUUCCCUGCGGGAGGUAGCUACGCAAUCAAAGCAGCAGGGCAGCUUCGCAACACCUGCUUCAACUUUUUGCACAUUAGCAACAAGAUUGGAUAGUUGAUUGUUGAGAAGAUAGCUGCAGCUCCCGGAGGAAGGAAGUGAACUACAGUUCCAGGGGGAGCACAGCAAGGGCCAAUACCGGCUGUGAGGCGCGUAGCGGGAAGAGAUGUAUGGUAAAGGAUAGCUGUUUAACCAUUUGUAAUGGAAUGGGAUGUUGAUCCUCCUUGGAAUAAUACGUAUAUAAUCAGAUUAUCAUUCCAGUUAGAGAUAUCAAUUAAGAAAACACUGCCAAAAUACGCUUCGCCAUGUGCGGAUCAAGUCCUUUUAAGGCGAUCCCGCGAAGCAGGUCUACGGUGUCCACGAUUGUAUCCGACUAUUGAGUGAGGCCAACUUCCCGAUUGAUAGAAUCUUACGCCCCAAAUUCCCAUCUCUUUUUUCUUGGUUGGACCAACCGGCACCAGCCAUUUCCGUCUUCCUUAAUUGGGAGAGUCAGAAUCAGUCUCUCUUUGUUUGGGGGGAGCAGAAAAUGAAGGAACCUUUGCUUUGAAAAUGAUUGUUCUAAAAUGGUUAUUCCUCACAAUUUCUCCUUGUGAUGCAGCGGAACCAUGGCAAUUAGGAUCUCAAGACGCAGCUACACCUAUAAUGCAAGGAAUAAUAGACUUACAUCACGAUAUCUUUUUCUUCCUCAUUCUUAUUUUGGUUUUCGUAUUAUGGAUCUUGGUUCGCGCUUUAUGGCAUUUCCACUAUAAAAAAAAUGCAAUCCCGCAAAGAAUUGUUCAUGGAACUACUAUCGAGAUUCUUCGGACCAUUUUUCCUUGUUUCAUUUCGAUAUUCAUUGUUGAACCAUCCUUUGCUUUGGCCCUUGACGACGCGGCGGAGGCUCUCUUCCCCAACACAGCCCCGACCCCUUCCAACACCUCCUCGUCGGAGGAUUCUUUUGGGCUGAGUGUUCUUUCGGAACCCUGGCCCAUUACCCGAAAUCUCGGGUUGGAGUCUUCGAUUUGUAAUCGAAUUCGCCUGCUCGAGGCGGCGAAUUCCCCUUUUCUGCUUGGAAAAGAGAAAGGGCAGUAUUGGGGGGAAAUUCAAGAAUGUCUUUAUAAUGUUUCCGAACAAAGGGAGUAUUAUAGACUCUUGGAUUUCGAGAACCGGGAUCUCCAAAUAAGGGAACGGAAGCACUCCUGUUUAGAAGUCUUUCGGGGAGUGCUUUUGAGGAAUCCUUAUUUGGAAGAAAGGGCCGCCUACUCUCCUCAAGAGGCUUUUUUCGACUUCUUGAACGAGAGGCGGGACGCGCUGGACAUUUCGAACCCCGGAUCUAGCCCGGCCGAAAUGGACCGCCUAGAGAUCUUAUUUCUAGGCGAAAUAGAGCGUGACCUUCUCAGACGGGGCGACGAAUCUCUUUAUAUUAAACAAUUACUUGGGGAUUGA
Messenger RNA from Arabidopsis thaliana (thale cress), 1898 nucleotides. RefSeq names its product Cytochrome C oxidase subunit II-like, transmembrane domain-containing protein. NCBI's taxonomy places the organism in Eukaryota, Viridiplantae, Streptophyta, Magnoliopsida, Brassicales, Brassicaceae. The coding region runs from base 1023 to 1898 and encodes 291 amino acids. Gene Ontology annotation, molecular function: cytochrome-c oxidase activity. The transcript has a single exon. Gene Ontology annotation, cellular component: mitochondrial membrane; membrane. The record is from RefSeq and is marked reviewed. Gene Ontology annotation, biological process: proton transmembrane transport; electron transport chain.